This is a messenger RNA of Medicago truncatula (barrel medic), 2515 nucleotides long. RefSeq names its product protein root UVB sensitive 6. The record is from RefSeq and is a predicted model, not a curated record. NCBI's taxonomy places the organism in Eukaryota, Viridiplantae, Streptophyta, Magnoliopsida, Fabales, Fabaceae. The transcript is spliced from 10 exons. Bases 499 to 1971 code for a protein of 490 amino acids.
AAAACAGUAAUUGUAACAUAGUUAUGCAACUUGGAAAGCUCGGAAACUUCUCCUCUCUCUCUCUCUCUCUCUCUCUCACGUGAGAGUUCAUUCAGACCAAGAAGAUGAGAAAAGUUUGUCUUGCAUGCAACAAUCAAAUCCACUAAUUCUUCCAACUAGGAUUUUAGGCUCGUGUUAACUUGCUACUAAAAUACUCAAUGGAUGUAGAAUUUACAUAAUAGUUUGAAGUUCAGUUGAAGAAGCUCACUGAGAUUUAUUUCUCAUCCCGUUUAGUUUCUUUAUAUUUCAGAUAAGCAGGUUGGGAAAGGUAAAGGCAAAAUAGUGUAGCUUUUGAAGAUUAUCUCUUUAUGCUAAUUUGUAUUUUGCAUAUGUUAUGACUUAUUACUUUGUUUAUGUACUUUCUAAAAGAAUUGUACCUUGUACUCGUGUUAAAAAAAGUGUGUUGUAGUACCUAUGAUUUAACGCCUUAAAUCCAUCCGAUCUGAACUGUUUAUAGUCAUGGCUCCUCUGAAUCCCUUGAACGUGAAGAAACAGACACCAAAUAUAUCAUCUCCUUCUUCUCAAGAUAUUCUAAUCCGCGAAACGCUGCGUAUCAGUGCCCAAUUGGCAUCCUCCACACCACCCCUCCUCGAUACAACCACACCAUCCACCUUGAGAUUCAUCUGCUGCGAGGAAAUCGAUGGCCGUCGAUGGAAUUACGUGGCAGAGACCAAUGCCUCCGGGCAAUUCAAGAAUAAUUCCUUUCGCUCUCUCAGCUUACAAACCCCAAAGCCUCCUCUUGAUGAAAUGAUGUCAUUCAUUACAUCCUACGUUGUUCCCGAAGGUUUCCCUCACACUGUUACCCCUUCCUAUGUCCCCUACAUGACUUGGAGGGCUCUCAAGCACUUUUUCGGUGGAGCAAUGGGUGUUUUCACUACUCAAACCCUUUUGAGUUCUGUUGGCGUCUCUAGAAACAGAGCCACUCCUGCUGCUGCUGCUGUUGCUAUCAACUGGAUUCUCAAGGAUGGAGCUGGUCGUGUCGGAAAGAUGCUUUUCGCUCGCCAAGGCAAAAAAUUUGAUUACGAUCUCAAACAGCUCCGUUUCACCGGUGAUCUUCUAAUGGAGUUGGGUGCCGGGGUGGAACUGGCAACUGCUGCAAUGCCACAUCUUUUUCUUCCUUUGGCUUGUGCCGCUAAUGUACUCAAGAAUGUUGGUGCUGUAACAUCAACAUCAACUAGAACACCAAUUUACAAAGCCUUUGCUAAAGGAGAAAACAUUGGUGAUGUCACUGCUAAAGGAGAAUGUGUUGGCAAUAUUGCAGACCUGUUAGGUACUGGGUUCAGCAUAAUGAUUGCCAAAAGUAAUCCGUCUCUUAUCACCACCUUUUCCCUCCUUUCAUGUGGAUAUAUCCUUAGCUCUUAUAAAGAGGUAAAAUCUGUGGUUUUGCACACACUUAACUCUGCAAGAUUCAGUGUGGCGGUAGAUUCAUUCCUCAAGACAGGACAAGUUCCCACUUUGCGGGAGGGCAAUUUGAAUGAGGACAUAUUUAGUUUUCCAUGGAAAGAUAGACCUGUUGUCCUUGGAUCAAGAAUCAAGGACGCUUUCCAAAGCCCUAGUGCAUAUGUUGCCAUAGAGCCCUUGUUUGAUAAGGAGAGGUAUAUUGUAACAUAUAAUCCUUCAAAAUCUAAGGUCCAUGCUGUCCUCAAAGAUCAGGCGAAGUCAGACGACAUUCUAAAAGCAGCAUUCCAUGCUCACGUGCUCUCGAAUUUUAUAAAGUCGUUGAAUGAAAGUAAGGGCUCGUCUUGGAAGCAAGGGGAUGAUCUUAAUUCAAGUGUGAUGCUCACAGCUGCUGAUCUUGAGGCUUGUAUUGCUGAUUCUUGUAAAGUUGUCACAAAUGCUUACUGGCUUUUCAAGAAUAAAGCCCAUGAACAGGGUUGGACAAUGUCAGAAUCACUUCUAAAUCCUGGGCGAGCUAGGCUGUGUCAAAGUUGAUAAUAGAUUAUAUUAACAUAUCCUCAGCUGACUGCUGUUGGAUUUUGAGUGCCUAAGUUCCUGGGCCUGCUCUGUAUGAGAAAUGAGUCAGGCAAUUUCCACUGUGUAAAGAGGAGUCACAAUCCUCAAGUUGAUCAUGCUAUCUUUGAAGCUCAAAAGCCAAGUGAACUUUCCUGUGGAGGCAUGCAUACAUAAUUUUAAACAGAAUUAGUUAUAAGAUUGAGUUGUUAGCGUGGCGCAUCACCACAUAGAUACCAAUGUGCUUAAAGGACCCCCUCUCCCCCAAAAAAAGUUGUAUUGCUAUGUUGUUUCUAUAUUCUUCUUUUUUCUUAGUUCUUUUUGCCGCGGUGAUCACUCCAUUGAAGUUUUUUAGUUUCAAUUUUGCAUGAUUUUAAAGUUGAGUAGAGUUUGUCAACUUGUUCAUAUAUAAACAAUAAAAGAUCAGUGUAAUAUGCAUGAUGCAUGCUAACGGUAAUGCACGCUUCAGGGCAUUAUAUUACUGAUCUUUUCAAUAAUCUAUUGAUUUUAAAGUUGAGUUCGUAAA